Messenger RNA from Erpetoichthys calabaricus (reedfish), 4949 nucleotides. RefSeq names its product centromere protein J (gene cpap). NCBI's taxonomy places the organism in Eukaryota, Metazoa, Chordata, Cladistia, Polypteriformes, Polypteridae. The coding region runs from base 230 to 4240 and encodes 1336 amino acids. The record is from RefSeq and is a predicted model, not a curated record. The transcript has 17 exons. Gene Ontology annotation, biological process: centriole elongation; cilium assembly. Gene Ontology annotation, molecular function: tubulin binding. Gene Ontology annotation, cellular component: nucleus; centriole; centrosome.
GGGCGUUAUCGUCUCGCGGGUCUUGUGUUUUCAUGGCGGUAUGUUUGGAUUUUAACAUGUUUUUCCUGUUUCGAAAUAGCUUUCUGAAGUCACAGAAGACUGACAUUGUAUUCUGCACCACUGAAGGAGCAUUUAAUAAGUAGGCUUUACUUAAAUGAGUUUCUGAACCAAGACCUCUGAUUUAACAGUAUGUCCUCAAAACAUGUUUUUUUGACUGUUCAGAAUUAAAAUGUCGGUGACAACUGAGCUACAAACUCAAAUGAACUUUUUGGCUUGCUGGAUGCCAAGCACUUCCCGGGCUGGUGUAAUUCUAAACCCACCAUUUGACCCAGUGAAUGCAAAUGCAUACCAAACGGGAUGGCUGCUUGAGGGCCAAAAUGACUCUUUUAUUACUCAGUUUUCCCCUCUACCUGUAUCCAGCAAUAGCAGCUGUAUUAGUGUGGAUUCAUUUAUGGAUAAAAAUAUUUCUUCUGCAUGUGGUGAGGCGGAACUCUCAGGCACUGGUUUUCAUAAUGCCCUUGAUGCACUUAAAUUACCUUCACUUGAUGGUAAUCCUCUCUCCCUGUGGGAUGAUGCUGAUGUCUUCAAUCAAGAUGUGGCAGACUACCCUGUUAAAGAUGCUGCAGAUGCAAAUGGACAGUGUUCUUCCUCCUUUAUUCAAAAACUGGAGAAGUUGAAAGAAUGGCAACUGCAGAAGCAGGGGCAAUUAAAAAUGCAGCAGACAUACCAGCUCCAGAAAGUUACUGAAGAACAGAAGAAACUUGUAGAAAGUAUUUCUGCUCAAGAGGUACCUUUAGAUUUUAGGAACAAUUCAGAAGUGUGGCAUCUCACUGGGGGAUCUGGAAAUCUGUCUUAUCAAGAAAUUUCUGGCACACUGAGUAUUACCAAAAUUGGCAUUUAUGAACAAGUUGCUGAAAUACAUCAUUCCAUACAGAAAAAUGUUUCUGAAAAUUUUCAUUAUCUUACAGGAAGUGUUAUGAUGUGUGUAGACAAGAUCCAUCUUCCUGAUGAAAAAUUAGCACCAUGUCCAGAACUUGAAGAAAAAUAUUUUCAGAGUACAUUAGACUCAAGUAAUGGGAGUUUGAAUACUGAGCAUACUGAGGAACAACUGAAUGAUUGUCAUGGUUAUGGUGAAUCUCAAGCUCGCCCAGAUUUCUUAGAUGGAGGUUCCCAGAUAUGCCAGCAAGAAAAAGAUUUUGUUUGUAAUGAGGAUUUGCUUGAGUCACAAGACCGGCCCAUUAAACCUGGAAUUGGGAUGAAAAUGCAGUCAUUUGAAGAGAUGCUGGAAGAACAGUUAAAGCUAGAAGAAGAAAGACUGAAGUGUACAGAACCAGUAAAGAUGUCUGCUAAAGCUGAAGUUAAAGGCAACAUUAAAAGACCAUUUCUGAAGCGUGGGGAAGGUUUAGCAAGAUUCACAAGGCGUAGUUUUCCAGUUAAACCACCUUGUAAGGAAAUGCAACCUAGUAACACUGAAAAGGUUGCACAGGCAAAAUCUGUAUCAAAGAUAAACAAGCCACAAGUACAGCGCAAAACAUCUGUGCUAAAGAAAAAAAAUCUCUCUGGUAAAGAUAUUGGACUGCAAAAAAAGGCAGACACUCACACUCUCUGCAAAAUGAACCAUAUACAAGAGACUAACAGUUUUGGGCACCAAAGUGGAGAAAACACUGCUGAAGUUCCACCCAAACUGUUAACUGAAACAAAAAUACAAGUAAAACCUGUGGAAAAAACACUAGUGAAACCAUUUCCUGUAAAAACUAAUUGGAGUAGUGAGGAGGUUUCUAAAGUUAGUGAUUCUAUAAGUGCUAAAAUGCAUUCAUCUACUAGUUUAAACCCAAUGACUUAUGAAAGAAAUAAACAGUAUAGCAUUUCAAGAACUGCAAGAAAUGUUCCACCAUCUGGACAGGAGUAUUCAUUUGAUUUAUCCUUUCAAAAGAAGAUUGAAAAGUGGGAUGAAGAAAAAGAAAAAGAGAAUCUUGAAUUGAAUGAAUUUGAAAUGUUGGAGCAAGCUGCAGAUGAAAUAUCCUUUUCAAGCAACUCCUCUUUCAUGCAAAAGGUAUUGCAUUUGGAUGUGCAGGGGCAAACAGGGCAUAGAUUGUCUUCUACACCCAUUAAGACCUUAAAACAACAUCAGCAAACUGCUAAAAUCAGCCCAUUUACAAGAGAUGGAAAAGUGCAGACUUUAUCCCAAAUAAUACAAGAAACCCUAGACUCCAAAAGAACACCGGUAGCCAGCAACAAGGCUGUUAUUUUAAAUUGCAUUUCAAAAAAAAGUGCAAGCAUUACAAAUGACCAAGAAGGAGCAAAUAGGUGUUCUGAAUCUUGUCAGGAUAUUUCAGAUUCAGAGGUGGAGGAAGAUGAUACAGCUUUGCAACCCUGCAUAAAUCAAGGAGUAUUGAGAUCUGAGAUUACUCCGUGUCAACAUAUCAACCUCUAUGAUAAAACCGCUUACCAAGAUCACACCAAAGAGAGUGAAGAUGAAAGUGAUGGUGUGGAUGAGGUUGGAUAUACAAGUGAUGAAUCGACUGUUAUUGAAAAGAAAUGUAAACUACAGCCAGGCAAUAUAGAUCCCUUGACCUUUGAUGAUGAUGAUACCUGGAAUGAUCUGGAGGUGUUUGACAAACAUGCUGGGAAUGAUGAAGUUGUUGAUAGCUUGCAUAUUUAUUGUACUGCAAUUGACCGAACUGUAGCAAAUAAAGAGAUGAAAAGAAAGGUGGCAAAUGGAAAGACUGGUGACCGCAAAUCAGGAGAUACUUUUCUUGAUAACAGAAUAGAACAGCAGCCAGCAUCAGAAUUAAUGGUGAAGCUUUUUCCAUCUCUGAAGCCUAAGAACAAGCCUGCGGUAGUUCAAAAUACUGUGACCAGCACAGAAUCCCAGCAAAGUCCAGAGAACAAAGCACAAUCUGAUUUGUUGAAUAAGCGAUGUCUUGAACUGGAGGCUGAAAUUGAGAAGUUUAGAACUUUAAAUUCUGCUUUGGAAAACCAACGCCAGGAGAGUAAUAAGGCUUCAGAAGAGUGGAGGAAAAAGGUAGCAGAUUUUGAAAAAGUAAAAGCAGAUGAGCUAACUCGUUUGGAAGAAUAUAAAAAAGAAGAAAUGAGAAAAUUACAAAAAGAGCGUAAAGUGUUUGAAAAAUAUGCCGCAGCUGCCAGAGCUAUCCCUGACAAAAAAGAACGCGAAGAAAUGCAGGUGUUAAAGCAGCAAGUGACUGAAUUACAAGAAGAACUAAAACGAAAAGAGACAAGGUGGUCAAAUACCUUCAGCCGCCUUAAAAAACAAUUGGAGUCUCUCACAAAAGAAAAUGGAGACCUCCGAAAUGAACUCAAGGUGAUGGAAAGACUUAGAGUUGAAGCUUGGAAAAAAAUGGAAGCAGAUAAUGAGAAACAUAAACAGGUGGACAGUGUGGUAUCCUGCAAUCAAAAGCUAAAGCCUAUGAGUCCUCCAGGCUUAGUAAAAUUCAGUGCAACCACAUCUGCUUCAGUGGCAGCAGAGAGACCAAAAGAAAGCUGUUCACCAAUAAAAGAACAUGAAGCAAGAAAAAAUAUGCCAGUGUUAGCAGAUAAAUGCCAGGUGGAGGCACUAGAAACUGCUGGACAGUUGCACAAUGUAGUCUAUCCAGGAAUGGCUACAAAACCACAUCAAACUACUUCAUCAGGUGGUUUAAGACAAGAAGUCCUUCAGGAAAUAAACCAUGCUGAUGGAAAGAUUGAACAGAUUCUACAAAAUGGUGACCAAGUCAUCAUUUUCCCCAAUGGAAGCAGAAAGGAAGUAUGUGCUGAUGGAAAAACGGUAAAAGUGACAUUCUUCAAUGGUGAUAUUAAACAAAUCAUGGCAGACCAGAGAGUGAUAUAUUUUUAUGCUGAUGCACAGACAACCCAUACUACUUAUCCAGAUGGUCUUGAGGUUUUGCAGUUUCCUAACAAUCAAAUAGAAAAACACUUUCCUGAUGGAAGAAAAGAAAUCACUUUUCCUGACCAGACUAUAAAGAAUGUGUAUCCAGAUGGCCAGGAAGAAAGCUUACUGCCUGAUGGCACAAUAAUAAGAGUGGCACAAAACGGAAACAAAAUUAUAGAAUUCAUCAAUGGUCAAAGGGAACUUCACACAUCGGAGUACAAGAGAAGAGAGUAUCCGGACGGAACCGUUAAAACGGUGUAUGCCAGCGGACAACAGGAAACUCACUACCCAACAGGGAGAGUAAGAAUAAAAGAUAAAGAUGGAAACAUCAUUGUCGACACACAAAUGUGACCAUGAAAUUGUACGUUGUUUUUUGUUAAGAGAUGGACACGUUUAACACCGGUGGUGUUGGUGCACAGUUUAGUCACGUAAAAAUCAAAGAUGAAUUACAUUUGUAACCGUAAUGAAGUGUAUGCACACAAACAGUGAGCUCUAAGCCUGCCGUUGUGCCAGUGCUGUAGGAACAGAACCUCUGCUAAUUAUGUGUGUGUAUAUAUAUAGAUGUAUAUAACAUGUAUUAUACACAGUUUCAGAAUUGAAAAAUUAUGCUUAAUGUAAAUUUUGGAGAGGUCAUGUACUUUUAAAAUCUAUUUAAUUUAAAUUACCACUGUAAAUUAUCUUUAGAAAUAUUUGUGAAAUCCACGGGACCAGCGCACUGCGGUUGAUGUGGACGUGUGUAUGCUGUUGAAGGUGCUAAUGGUCACUGGCAUCUACUAAAAAGGAGGCUCUGCGAGGUGUCACUGGACUGGUGAGGACCUUUAGCAGUAGUUUGGUGGCGCAGUUGGAUGUCCUAAGAGGCGGAGAGCUUUCUUCUAAAGCAGCAUGUGCUGAACUGAACGUAUUAACUGUCUAUGCUUGGCUCUUUUUUAUUUAGGGAAAGGCGAUAAAACCCGUGUGUGGUAUGGGUUUGAUUUUAUUUAUGUCCUGUCAUUCAUGUGUCCCUCAUCUUUGCUCGUGCCAUUCAGAAUAUUUUAAUAAAAGUCACUGAUUUUGUAGCACA